Tigriopus californicus is the source of this 1786-nucleotide messenger RNA. It is a transcript of the gene NANS, whose product is annotated as sialic acid synthase-like. Gene Ontology annotation, biological process: carbohydrate biosynthetic process. Gene Ontology annotation, molecular function: N-acylneuraminate-9-phosphate synthase activity. NCBI's taxonomy places the organism in Eukaryota, Metazoa, Arthropoda, Copepoda, Harpacticoida, Harpacticidae. Bases 251 to 1759 code for a protein of 502 amino acids. The record is from RefSeq and is a predicted model, not a curated record. The transcript has 2 exons.
CCUGAUCUGAUCCCAAACAAUUGGAAAUCUUGACCAGCGACCAUUUGUGGCUGCCUUUGGUACUGUGGUGUUCCUCUCAUGUUGUGGAUAUCUCAUCUUUCUCUCCAUGAAUCCUCAAAAGCAUCGUCAAUACAACAGCCUCAACGAAGACGGAUCGAUCCAAGCUAAGAUCAAGCCAUCCCGUUGGGACUGAGAUGCUUCCAAACACCUGCUAAGCCCCCUCCGUAGUCCAAGAUAAUUGCCAUAUACCAUGUCCACCAUAGCCUCGACGUCCGCUGAGGGCAAAACUUCCUCCUUACCCGAAGGUGAAUCAACUUUGGAUUUCAUUAGAUUGUGCUUGAAUCGUUUGGGCCAGCCUGAAGCUGAUCUAGCUAUGUUCGUGUCAGAGGAGUGUCCUGGAGAACUGUCCGAUGCCUCCGGAACUGAACCCACGGAGUGGUUAGCUCUGCUUUUAGUGCGCAGCUAUCCCAUUUGCAACACCACACCCGAGCUGACCCGUCAGUAUAAUGCACUAUGCGAAUGGUUUAUCAGGGAUUGCGAAGAUCUUAAGUUCCUUGUGAUUAUCGUCUUGUCGUGGGAUUACGAAAUCAACGAGAAAUUGCAUGCCCCUGCUAUUCUUAUUUUGCUCAAACAUGCAUUUCUCAAGGCUCAGAAUUCUAAGUUGUGGGAAUUCAUCGUAGACUCGUUGCUGGACAUCCUAGAAUCCAAAAGCGUGAAAUUCUCGCUGGCGGAAAUGCUGGAUCGCUUUUUUUACCCGUUGUCAAAAAGCCAUGAGGUUUCUGAUCGAGUUCAAAAGAUUGUGUUAUCCCGAGGUGUUUAUUUUUGCGCCAAAAUGUUGCUGAGAAACCCUGACUCUGUUAAAGAUCAAGGCAUUCUGGUAGAGACGUUGGUCUGUCUCAAUCCUAAUGGCGUAAAUAUAUUGGAUUGGACCGAAGAAACGGACGAAGACCCAAGAAAUUAUCAGUACUUGGGUCGACUUCUCUCUUUCCACGAGAUUUGCAAUAAAGUUGGAUCUUUUCCUCAAGUUUAUAGUCCGCUUUUUAUGCUGAAAGUUCACCUUACAGCCUUCCGUCCUUUUAACACUAGUACGACUGAAAUGAAUUCAAUGGAGAUUGUAUCUGUGCUGAUUAGCCUCCUGGAUUGUUGUUGCUCAAGAAUUCAACGCGAGAGCUUGGAAACAGAUUGGGCCACUUUUUCGGACAUGGACUCGCUAUUCAAAUGGCUGACCAAUAAGAUGAACAGCGACCAAGGAAUACCCGAAUUACAAGCACGAACUCUAUUUAGCCUCCAAGCCAAAUUGUACUCCAAGUUCAAGCCUUCAGCCAAAGUGUUUCUCCUUAUGCGAAUACACCGAAGUGCCGGACCUAAUGGCGCUAGUGUUAGAAGUUGGGUGGUUUCAAAUCUGAAGGACUUGUUCAUCAGGGAUUUUGAGAUACUUGAUAAACAUCAGAUAACAGGUUUUCUCAGUGAUAUCCUCGACAUCCGAGACACCCUUGAAAACCUGGAUUGUGCCCCUGAGUGGGUGGCUAUCCUCAACUGUUCCUACUGUUUAAAGGCCUGGGACUCAGACGGAUCGCAUGGCGUGAAAUCCAUAAUCGAGGACAAAAUGCCAAACGUGGUGAAGCGAGCUCAAACCAUGAUAAAUGAAACGCGAGAGCUACUUCGAAAUCAAUCAGGAGAUCAGCUCGCAGAUCCAAGCAUGAUUGCUCGUUUUGAGUUUAGUCUUCAGGUCAUUGAAAUUGCUCUUUCUAGAUGGUAACCGAAAUAAAAAAUCAUUCAACCAGAA